Molecule: messenger RNA, 4326 nt
Organism: Spodoptera litura
Lineage: Eukaryota; Metazoa; Arthropoda; Insecta; Lepidoptera; Noctuidae
Product: patj homolog
Molecular function (GO): protein binding
Source: RefSeq, a predicted model, not a curated record
CUCCGAUUUCAGCAAGUAUGUAAAUGUCACUUAUUAUUAUAUUUUACAAUUUUUAUGUUAUCAGCGGUCCGUAUUGAGUUCUCGUGAUCUCUCGUGUGUUUUGUGAUAAUUUCUGUGACCUAAACGUAAUGAUGGCGGCGCUGGGAGCUCCUAACCUCCGCGCGGCGCGCGCUCGCAACAUCACGUAACGACGGGAGUGCCCUGAUGGUGAGAAGAACCGCGAUGGUGCUGAGUACCGAGUGGGCGCAGGUUGAAGUUGUCGAGCUCACUAAUGAUGGAAACGGCCUGGGGUUUAAUCUUGUAGGCGGGCGAAGCACAGGGGUGGUCAUCAAGUACGUGCUACCGGGCGGAGUAGCGGACAAAGACGGGCGGCUGCAGAGCGGAGACCACGUCCUCCAAGUGGGGUCUGUCAACCUGCGCGGCUUCACUUCGGAGCAAGUCGCUGCAGUGUUGCGCCAGGCAGGACCUGCAGUGCGACUGCUGGUCGCGCGCCCGGCCGACCCUGCUGCGGCUUUACGUGCCCCGAUUCCCGGCACUGCGCUAGUCCCUACUAAAAUCCUCGGCGAUCCCGAGCUGCUGGACCGACACCUCAUAGAAACUGGCUAUGGUGCAGUGUAUGAUCUGUCUCAGUGCUUCACCGACUACAUCAACUCUCAGAAUGGCGUGGCUGAGCCCAGCUUCGUGGCUGCAGCUGUCAGUGUGAUUGGUGACAACCCUCAGCAGAUCCCUGACCACCCCAUCAUAUCUGAUGCCAUCUCACCCACCAUCACUAUCACUGUACCUGUGGAGAUCCCGAAUGAGCCUGAGAUUGAGAUUGUUCAUGUGGAUUUAAAUAAAAAUGUGUAUGGAUUGGGCAUAACUGUUGCAGGCUAUGUGUGUGAGAAGGAGGAACUCUCUGGAAUAUUUGUAAAAAGUAUUAUAGAAGGCAGCAGUGCUGAACAGAGUGGUAAAAUUAGAAUUAAUGAUAGAAUUAUAGAAGUUGAUGGGACUUCGUUAGCAGAUAAGACUAAUCCCCAGGCAGUAGAAAUUCUAAGAAACACAGGCAUAUCUGUGCACCUAGUUUUGGAAAGAUAUCUGAGAGGUCCAAAGUUUGAGCACCUUCAACUAGCUAUAUUUAAUGACGAGCGGCCCACAUCGCCGUCACCUUCUACAACCACCUUGUCCUGGUUUCCAGUGCCUUCCCAAGCUGAAAACAGUACCAUAGAAAUUGAACCUGAACCUGAGUCUAACACAACUAUAGACUCCAAUGUGCUAGAAAUUGUUGACACACAAGAACUUGUGGAUGAACCAACACAAGAAGAGUUGGACAGAAGAUUCGAUGAGAUAUUAGCUGUUGAUAAAGAAGAAAUAAAGAAACGGUGGGAAGAAGAAAUAGGGCCAGACAAGGAAAUCCUAGUGGCUGAAGUAAGCAAGCUAGAAGGGUUGGGUAUAAGCCUUGAAGGGACUGUAGACGUAGAAGGAGGGCAGGAAGUGAGACCUCAUCAUUAUAUUAGAUCUGUGCUUCCUGAUGGACCUGUAGGUCAGGAAGGUAGCCUUUCUGCUGGAGAUGAGCUUCUAGAAGCAAAUGAGUACCGACUCCAUGGCUUAACCCAUACAGAAGUAGUAAAUAUCUUGAAGAAGCUUCCAAAUAGAGUGCGGUUAGUGUGUGCACGCAGUAGUAUAGACAGUGGCCCACGGCCGCUUAUAAACUUAGCGCCAGACAGAGAAGGGUUUGAAGCAAGAAAGAUAAUAUCAGGCAGCUUGAAUAACUUGACAACCCUUGUGAAAGCACAGUCAGACACGUCAAUCAACACGUCCAGCACAGCUACAUUGACAAACCAUUCAAGCCAUUCAAAGAAGUCACGGUCUUUGGAGUGUGUGUCAGGUUUAGCCAUGUGGCAAAGCAAAGAAGACAUAGUGGAACUGUUCAAAGGUGAUCAAGGGUUAGGUUUCUCCAUAUUGGACUACCAGGAUCCUGUAGAUCCUCAGGGUACAGUCAUAGUUGUGCGUAGUCUAGUUCCUGGAGGUGUAGCUGAGAAGCAUGGAGAGAUAUCACCGGGAGAUAGAGUAAUGUCAGUGAAUGGUGUCAGUAUUAAGAAUGCUACCCUUGACCAGGCCGUGCAAGCUCUGAAGGGUGCUCCAAGAGGUAUUGUAAAGGUUGGAGUAGCAAGGCCACUUCCUCCACAAGACUCUAAGUCAAAAAGUACCACUACACUGAACACAAAACCAAGUUAAUUAAAUAUUGUGGUCAAUAAACUGUACUAGUCAAGUUGAGUCAUAUCUGUAUGCUUUAGGGUCUACAUAUCGUGGAGUGGCAGAUGGCGGAGAGGAUUCUGACAUAUAACAUAGUCUCACAAUCACUUCAAAUGGUUAUUAGGAAUUCAAAAGUAUAAUAUUGCUUCAUGUUUGGGAUUGGCAAAAAUGUUUUCAACUACUGAACAAUUUUUAGUCCUUUUUUAUAUCAGUUGUUUAUUUAUUAAAUUUGUUAGACAAUAUGAAAGUAUGUCAGAAGUCUCUCGAGGGAUAGUCACGAAGUCAGUAGAUGUAAGUUACACAGAGGUUGCACGACAGAGCUCAAAACUCGUAUGAUACAAUAAUAAUUAACGCUUUACUAGUAAUUAUAGGAAUAUGUAAGACACAUGUCAUUUUAAAAGCACAUUUUAAAAUUAUGCAAUGAAUUGUCUUGAAUUUUUUGUAAAUAAUUUCUUGUACACAAUUAAUGUAUCAAAGUACCUGUACAGUUGUUAUUCAAAAUAUUAAUUUUGUAUCCAAAUUGUAUUAUAUCAACUUAUAUGUUGCUCUGAUUGGAUUUAUUUAUUUAUGUUUAUUGUUGAAUGUUUUACAAGAGUCCAAGACAGUCCAUAGUAAUUAUACCUACUUACCUAUAAUAAUUUUACACAAAAUGUUCCCUGUAUUGAACAAUUGUUUUUUACUUUAGAUUGUAAUAUCACGUAUCUUGUAGAUAUUUACCUAAGGGAGCAAUUAUAUAAAAUAAAUUUUAUUGUAAAUAGGAAUAUUCGAAUCUCACUACACCUGCAUUGAAUAGUAUUAAUAUAAAUAUACACAUUUAUAAAUAAAAAAGGAUUUGAUUGUGAAUUGAGUUCUUGCCUUUUAUAUUUUUUGUAUAAAAAUCUUAAACUAUGUUGUAAGUAUGUAUAUUUAUAGUUUGCAAGUACAUAAGGACCUGUAUGAAGAAUAUUUACAAAGAAAACUAGUUUGUAAUUGAGAAGUAAUAAGAUAUACAUUUAUUUGGAAUCAGCUUCGUUAUUAGGUACCUCAAUGCCUCUUAGAUGUAAAGGCAAUAUGCAUUUUUGUUUGUAUAAUAAAUAUUGCACAAAACUAGGUGGGCACAUGUGAUAUGAGUGGUAUAUAUAAGCUAAUUAUAAUAUGUUUGAUAAGUAUUGUACAACUGUUCACCAAAUAGAUCUUAGACUAUUUUAUUGUAAUGCUGGGCUACCAUUAGAAUCGAAUUAUCUGAAAUUCCGGUGCAAUGGUCCAAGACAAUAAAAUGGUCUUUGGUUAUGCAUAAUUUCAAGUAUUAUUUUGCAUUUAUGUUAUCAAUUCAUAAGCUUACUGAUCUCUGAAGUACCGAUGUAAUCUUAUCGACACGCGGCAGAUCUUAAACUUUUAAUGUAUGCACACCCGGUCAGCUCUCUGCAUUAUUAAUUUGUCUAAGUAUUGAUUUUGUUUAUAUUGUUUACCUGCGCGUAAUUUCACAAAGAUUCCAAACUCAUAGGUAACUGUUUAGUGUGUUUUAUAAAUCUUCCAAAUAUAUUACAAUUUGAUUGUAAAACUGCUACGAGUCUCGCAAUUUAUCGAGCUUUUAUUCAAAGUUUGCUUCAACAUUUUUAAAUUUUAUUUUUAAUAAUAAAACAAUGUUCCCUCGAUCCCUUACAACUGUACGACCGAAAAUAAGUUAAUAUAACGCGCUGUAGGUACAUACAUAUUUUAUAACUCGAGGGAUUUUUAUAGAAUCCUCAUUAAAUUAUAAUUAUUAUAGUUCCUGUAAUUUCGCAUAAUAUAUAUAGACUUCAGUAGAUAUUAUGUUUUUAUUAGGUAGAUGAACAACAGUCUUAUUUUUGUAGUCUUUUAGUAAUUUUAUACGUGACUCGGUCUCAACUAAUGUAAUACUUUGUAUCUUCCCUCGAUCGUGCCCAUACAUUACCAUAAUUAAUUAAGCUACACAAAAAACCUAUGUAAAUUGUAAUAAAUGGUCUAUCCCACUAUUGGGCUUGAAUUAACAUAAAGUAAAAUAUCUUGUACUUAUGAAAUGAAUCACAUAUUGCCUAAAACAUUUCAAUGUUAAACUAAUGUACCUAAUAAUUAAUAAAAUCGUUUACAUUACUA